Molecule: messenger RNA, 5071 nt
Organism: Brassica rapa (field mustard)
Lineage: Eukaryota; Viridiplantae; Streptophyta; Magnoliopsida; Brassicales; Brassicaceae
Product: protein IQ-DOMAIN 1
Molecular function (GO): protein binding
Source: RefSeq, a predicted model, not a curated record
AAAUAAUAACUUAAUCCCGCGCAAGGCGCGGAUCUUAUCCUAGUAUACAUAUAUAAAGUAAUUUUUUUCUCAACUUCUUAUAACAUGUGGAAAAAGAUUUGCUGAGACAUAUCAUUAUGUAAUCUUGUUUUUUACAUUUUAAGUUUUUUUUUCUAAAUUACUGCAAUAUCGUCCAUCACGUAUAAGAUAUAUCCAAUCAUGCUAGCACAAGAAUCAGCAGUGACCAUGACAGCUUCUUUGAAGAUAAAAGCGAGUGUGGUUGUUGCUUUUGCAGGCUUCACCAUCUGUACAUCUUCUUUCUGAAACCCAUCAAUCUAAAACUCAAACAAAAACCAAAGCAUACUACCACAGAUGAAUGCAAAAAAUAAUCAUCAAACUAAGUAAAAAGAAAACUUACAUAUAUGGUUCGGGGCAGAUCAAAGCUAAUCUAUCAUGAGAUCAAUCAAAACCAGUUGUCAAUCUAAAAAUUUUUUUCUCGAAAACUCAUAUCUAUACUAUUAUUUGAAAAGUAAAUUUACUUAUUAGUGAUGGUGAUUUUAGGUAAUUUUGAUUAUUUGUCAUUUUUAUGAUUUUGAUUGAUGAGUCAUCAAUUUAAAUCUAUAUUGUUAUUAGAACUUUAUAAAAUAAAUAGAAAUUAAGAUUAUGAUAUAAAUAAAUAUUUUACUUGAUCCAAUCUUUAAUAUAAUAAAAAAAAAUUCAAACUUACUAUCUUUUAAUUUGACAUUGACAUAGAUACUAGAAUAUAUAUAUAAAUAUAUAACAACUUAUAUAUUGUAGUUUCUUUAUAUAUAUAUAUAUAUAUAUAUAUAUAAUUAUGAGAUGCAUGUGCUAAAAUAAUUAAUAUAUCAUAGUAAAAUUUAGUGUUAUUCUUUCACUAUCAACCAAUCACAAGUUCUCUAUCAAUGUUUAUCAAAAAAAUAAUUUAUCAAAAUUAGUAUAAAUUAUAUAUAUAUAUAUAUAUAACUUAUUUAUCGUAAGUAAUAUUUAGGUUUAAUAAUAUUUUAUACUCAAUUAUUAAUCUUAAUAAAUAAUUCUAGUGUUUUAGAUGGUUAAUUAUAAUUAUCUUGAAAAUAGUUUAAAAAAUUUAACGAUAAUAUCAUGGUUAAAUUUAUAUUAUAUUUACUUUAUUAAUAUUAAAAUAUUAUAUAUAUGUUUAUAUUUUAUUUGGUUUAGUAAUUUUAAACCAACUCUAUUUAUAUAUAUAUAUAUAUAUAUAUAUAUAUAUAUAUAUAUAUAUAUAUAUCCUUUAAGAUAGAAUGAAUCAUAUUUUAAGAUAUUUUUAGGAAAAUUAAAUUCACUCAUCCAGUCAUAUUUUAUGGAUUUGGCAAAUAAGCCCUUUAUUUAAUUAGUUUGGUUUGAUCUAGAUUUGAUUCCGCAAUCAUUGAUAAAUUCAAUUAAAGAAAAUGGGUUUGAUUAAAACUUGAUCAUCCUGAUACCCUGAUAUUUUAGAGGUUUUAUUCUCAGCCGGCUUCCAAAUAAAUAAAUAGAAUUAGAAGAAGCUAUGCAAUAUGUUUUUUGGGUCGAAGCUACGCAAUAUGUUACAUACUAGCAUGUUGUAAGUGUUAGAAUCUUAUGGAACUAAAGAGAUUUACUAAAUGUACUUUUACUCUUUGCUAAUCCUCAAAUAAAUCAUCUAAUAUUAAUAAGUCACAAACAUCAUGGUUUUGAUUGUUUGUAGUUUUGAAAAUGUUUUUUUUUUGUUUUUCCAAAAACCAUUAUUUAACCAUUCAUGAUUUAUGUAUAUAUUUUUAGUUUUUCUAUAUUUUUUAUUUCUUUUUAAAAAAAUAAAAAAAAUUUCUUAUCCAAUAUUUAUCCCCAAUAAUUUGCACAUGAAUUGUUUAUCCCCAACAAUAUUUAUUCUAUGAUUUUUAUCUCCCAUAGCAACCAUGCUAUGGUUUACUUCUAAAAAGCAGGAAAACAAUGUACUCACAUAAAUACAUCUACAAUUCUCUCGCAAGAUCCGGCAUAGGCCACUUAGAUCAGGCGAUCACCAGGCUACAUAUCACUAAGGCCAUCUGCAAUAUGACGGAUCUUAUUAGUUACUGUAACACGAAUCCGUGAUCACGAAUCCAUUAAGAUCAUGAGAUCACAAGUGUCUCCGUACCCGAAUAACCUAAGGAAUGACAGUCUCUUUCGAUUCCUCGCAAUGAAGAAUCUACUAUCGGGUUUCUAAGUAGUUCAUCGCAAAAUAACCCAAAAAGACCCUUCAAAAGCGACAUCCUACUUCUAUUAUCGAUCCAAGGACUUGCUGAGAAGAUAUGACUCCGGUCCACCAUAGUGCAUAUGUUAUCUUCCAAAUUCAUCCAUCAAAUCGAAACAUAAAGGACAAUCUGUUAGGAAUAAUUAAUCUAGGAAGUCAUAUCUCCUGUUUAGAGCAAGAAGCCAACAUUUUUUUUCCUGCUUAGGAUGAUUUCUAGCUCGCGGGCUGUGUUUUUUUCCUGUUUACCAUAUUUCAGGAUAUGAAAUUACCUAACCCAGUUGUCAACUACAAGGAAGGGGAUUACUAAACCUAGAACAUGGGAUUGAGUCGAUUGACUAUUUAAGAAUUCGACUAUAAAGUUAGAAGGCUAGAAUUAGAGUUUUUUAACCAAUACAUUAUAGUUUUAACUCUCUUGAUCAAUAAAUAUGAUAUUUUAAAUCUUUGACUCUUGUUUUUACUACUUGCUUCAUGAGGGGAAACCCUUCUUAAAAUUACUCUACUACUUCAGUUUCUUAAAAAUAACAUAUAUUCGAUCUACGACGAUGUUACCAUAUCCAACCAUUUUCUUUAUUUUGGUUCGUUUCGUUUCGGUUAGUUUUGUUUUACUUAUUGAACACCCCCUAGACUUAUGGAUUUAAUUUCUCUAUUCUGUUUUAGUUUAUCAUUUCUUGUUGAUGACGGAAACUCUCGACCAAACAGAAGAUAGGAGCGCGCUUGCAUCAUCUAACCAAUUUUCUAAUUUUGUCUAACACCUUUAGAUAUAUGUAAAACAAUAAAAGCUGGUAACUCUAAAAACAACAACUCCAGAAAUAAAUAAUUAAAUAAAUUAUAGAGUUAAAAUAAGAUAGUAAGAACAACGAAGCAGAGAAUUUAAGAAAGAAGGAAGAAACUUAAAGGAGGUUAUAACGUAUCUGUCAUUAUAUCUGCUGAAUAGUUCGUACAAAGCUCAAUAUCUACAAAAGUCAAUUGGGUUCCCACAAAACGGUGGGGCCCAUCGUGACCAGGUCUUUUAUACAUGAUCUCAUCUUCCGCCUUAGCCUCUUCUUGAUUUCAUUUUUUGUAAGAAUGAUUCAAACAAAUAUUGUCUGAAAUUUUAGGAGAGCCAAAAAAGAUGGGAAAGGGCUGGUUAGCAUGUGUCUCGGCCCCUUGUUUACCUACAGGAAAAGACAAAAAACAUCAAAAACAGGAGAAGGAGAAGAAGAAAUGGUUUGGGAAGCAAAAGAGUAGAGAAUCCAUUGAAUUCUCAUUGGAGGAGACUACUCCUGUAGAUCCUUCAUCUUCCUCCAUUACUCGGCCGUCCCCUCCUCCGUUGCCUGAUUUUGUUCCUGAACCGUUGUUGCCCCCACCAUCCCCUCCUCCUCCUCUGUUUGCUGAUUUAGCUCCUCAGCCGUUGUUACCACCACCAUCAUCCCCUCCUCCUCCCCCUCCUUUUCCGCCAUAUGCCAACAAUAAAUGCUAUGAUGCUUCCAAAGAAGCAAAGACUAGACAAGCUCUGGCUCUCGCAUCGGCUGUUGCAGCCGAAGCAGCGCUGGUGGCUGCACAUGCUGCCGUAGAAGUCACACGUCUCACGUUGGAUACCUCAACACGUCAAAUUGAGGAAUCAAAGGAGGAAGCUGCUGCGAUCAAGAUCCAAAAUGCGUAUAGAUGUUACAAGGCAAGACACACUCUACGUAUGCUGCGAGGAAUGGUCAGGCUAAAGACGUUGCUACAAGGAAAAUACGUGAAAAGACAGAUGAACGCGAUGCUUAGCUCCAUGCAAACUCUUACACGUUUACAAACACAGAUUCAAGCGAGGAGGAAUCGGUUAUCUGAAGAGAACAAAGCUCGUCACACGCUGAUCCAGCAGAAGGGUCACCAGAAAGAAGGCCAAAAUCAGAAUUUGAUUAUUGCGGGAGAUUUUGAUUCCAGCAAUAAAUCGAAGGCACAGAUCAAAGCACAGUUUGCAAAUCGGAAAGAAGCUUCUGUAAGACGUGAGAGGGCUUUGGCGUAUGCGUACAGUCAUCAGCAAACGUGGAGAAACUCUACAAAACAUCCACACCAGACUCUGAUGGACGCAGACACUCCUCACUGGGGUUGGAGUUGGCUUGACCGGUGGAUGGCAUCUCGUCCAUGGGAACCUAUAUCCAACGAUGAUCAAGCCUCCGUCAAACGCGAGAAUUCCAUCAAGACUUCUCCCGCCAGAUCUAAAGAACCAAAAUCUGUCAGCCGAAAAGCUAACCAGAGCGAGGGGGUUAAUCGUAGGCACAGCAUUGGUGGUGGAUCAGCUGAGAGCCUAGAUAGUUCUUUAUCACGCAGAAGUUCUUUUGGUAAUACGGAAACUGAAAAAUCCAAGGCUAGUGUGGAAACAACAAGCAACAUGACGACUAACCCCCAACCGUUGAAGAAACCCAAGGGAAGUGUGGGAACAGCAAAAAACAUGGUUAACACGCAAGCUAUGAAAUCAAAAGAUAGUGUGGGAACAAGAUACUUGGCUAACACGCAAGCUUUGAAUUCUAAGGUUAGUGUUGGCCAACCGAGCAACUUGGGCUCCCAAAAGAAGGUUGUGUCCGAUAAAAAUAAACUUCCGCAAAUGGUAAUGCCAAAGAAGAGGCGUUCAUCUUCAAUUUCUCUUGCGUCAACAAAGAAGGUUUCGGAUUCGGACAAAGCUACGACACGCGCUGCAAAUGAAGAGAAAAAGAGAAGAAAUGGUAGUACCGGUUAAGCAUCUCAAAUCCAAGAUUUUUUCUAUCAGAUUGAAUCUGUGAAAAAAAAGUGUGUGUUUUUGUUGUUUUCUUUGGGUGAGUACAAAGUACUAUUAUCUGUUUGCGGUUUCGUUUUCUUUCUUUUUUUCUUAUUUUUUAAAUUGUUUUAGUUAAAAACCUCUCCGUCGCA